Molecule: messenger RNA, 2648 nt
Organism: Scophthalmus maximus (turbot)
Lineage: Eukaryota; Metazoa; Chordata; Actinopteri; Pleuronectiformes; Scophthalmidae
Gene: il4i1
Product: interleukin 4 induced 1
Exons: 8
Coding region: 161-1810 (549 amino acids)
Biological process (GO): amino acid catabolic process
Molecular function (GO): polyamine oxidase activity; L-amino-acid oxidase activity
Source: RefSeq, a predicted model, not a curated record
AGACGGAAGACUCGAGGAGCCACACAGUCCUCUCAUUAAAAUGACGUUGUGUGCAAUUUCACACAUACCACACUUCCAGGUUUUCCAUGUUGCUUUCACAUAUAGGGACACAGCAUUUGAAGAUUAGCUUUAUCAAGGGCUUGUUCAUUUCUCCUCGGUCAUGCAGAGGUUUAUGAUGACUUCCGAGACUUUACCUUUGAUAAAGGCUUCCUUUCCCUCUUAUGGUGUCAGCAGCGGAGGAAACAAGUCCAAACCUUGGAGUUCUAUCCUUAAGAUGAUCCCUCACAUGGCACUCUGUAAAUUCUUUCCUCUGGUUCUCGUGGGGGUUGUGGUGAUUGCAGUGAGUGGGAUCACUGGAGACCCUCUGUACGAUUGCCUCCAAGACACAGACUACAGCGAGCUCCUGGACAUUGUGAACAAAGGUCUUCCCACCGCCACAACGCCCCGUCACGUGGCAAUCAUUGGUGGCGGCAUGGCAGGACUCACCGCUGCAAAGCUUCUAGAAGACGCUGGCCAUAAGGUGACCAUAAUAGAAGCGAGUGACCGUAUUGGAGGACGUGUGGAGACCUUCAGGAACAGAAGAGAAGGCUGGUAUGCAGAAGUGGGAGCUAUGAGGAUCCCCAGCUUCCAUAAGAUUCUGCUUUCCUUGGUCUCCAAACUACAAAUUCCGCUAAACCCCUUCAUACAAGACGAUAUCAACACAUACUAUUUGGUAAAUGGGAUCCUUGAGAAAACCUAUGCGGUGGAAAACAACCCCGGUUUGCUCAACUAUAGCUUGAAUGAAAGGGAGAGGGGGAAGACAGCUGGUCAACUCUUCAGCCAGGCACUGUGGAAGGUGAGGGACGACCUCAAGGCUUUUGGCUGCAGUGCCAUGCUGGACAAAUAUGAUGCCUACACAGUGAAGGAAUAUCUGGUGAAGGAGGGCAACCUGAGUCGCGGUGCCUUGAGGAUGAUUGGGGACAUCCUGAAUGAAAACAGCCUCUUCUACACAUCACUGAUAGAGAUGCUGUACAUACAGUCAGACAUCAACGACAACAUCGAGUACUUUGAAGUGACGGAUGGCUUUGACCACCUGCCCAGGGCUUUCUACCAGGUGUUAAAUUCCACCAUCCUUCUCAACUCCAAGGUCAAGCUGAUCAACCAAACAAGUGGCAGCGAUGUAACCGUAACAUUUCAGGACUGGAGUAAUUCUGACUCCCCGCACAGCCUCACGGUGGACUACGCCCUGAUUACGGCCACAGCCAAGGCCACCCUCUUCAUCAACUUCCAGCCCCCGCUCGACGGGGACAAGAUGGAGGCCCUGCGCUCUGUUCAUUACACCAGCUCCACCAAGGUGGUGCUCAGCUUCAGGGAGCGCUUCUGGGAGGAACAGGGCAUCAAAGGGGGGAAGAGCAUCACAGAUCGUCCCUCUCGCUUCAUCUACUACCCGAGCCACAGCUUCCCGGGUACGGACGCAGGGGCCCUGCUGGCGUCUUACACCUGCUCCGACGACUCCACCCUCUUCCAAGGGAUGAGCGAGGAGGAGCUGAUGGCUGUGGUCCUGGAGGACUUGGUCACGAUCCACGGAGAGGUAAUCAGGAACUUGUGGACAGGGGGGCUGGUGAAGAAGUGGGGCCUGGAUCCUUACAGUCUGGGAGCCUUCGCCCUGUUCACGCCCUACCAGCAGGGGCACUACGCCGGGGAAUUGUUCCAGAGUGAGGGACGGGUGCACUUUGCAGGAGAACACACAGCCACACCUCACGGGUGGAUUGAGACGGCCAUGAAGUCUGCCAUCAGAGCAGCUAGAAACAUCAACCGCCUCACUCUGUAGCCUUGGUUGUGAUAUAUUUAUUUUGACAUAUGUUCCGACGUAUUCACUCUUAGUGAAGUAUCAGAAAAUAGAGAAAUGAAAAAUAACCGUGGAAUCCUGUUGCUGUGUCCAACCAACAGUGCAAAAAUAUAUUCACUUUACUGUUUUUCAAGACACAGGAAAGCAUUAAAUUCUUGCAACAGGGAAGCUGGAACCAGUAAACGUUUGUAUUCAAGGUGACUUGAAUGUUUAAUCAGCUCUCAAAAUAGUGAUUCAUUUUAUGUUGAUCAAGCAAUCGAUUAAUCGUCUAAUCAAUUCAGCUCAACAUCAGAUACUCGUAAGAUCGUGAAGGACAGCACUUUAGUACUUUACUACUAGUUUUUACAGGAGUUCCUGAUGGGACAGAAGGUUUACUCUGCAUGUACUGGCACCUGUCAAAACAUGUCCUUUAUUAUUUCUGUAUGUUCUUUAUUAUCAUUUCAGCUGCUUUAUAUUUUAGUUAUUCAAAUUUUCUCUUGAGUACAAGUAAAGAAAUGAUAUUUGAAUAACACAAUUACUUUUAAAAAUGAGUUAUUUAGAAGUCAACGGUGUGAGUAUCCAUGAAAACUAACCAUUUGUAAAUGUUCAUGCAGAGACACAAUGAUGUUACUGAGAAUAGUUUGUACUUUAUUAUCAUUAUACUUUUUCUUUUGUUUUCAUCUGUUUACUCAUUAGAAUACAUUUACUGGCGCAUUGUGAUAUUGUAUUUGGCAAUUUCAGAGAAACUUCCUUUGUAAUAUUGAGGCUUGCCUUAAAGUGAGCUUUCGUUCUUCAUCGUCUCAGUUUUUGCCAAUAAAUAUAUGAAACAAUCUAUUAUCAA